AGUGCUUUAUUUAGCAUCCUGUAUAGGAGGACCUGUUUCAGCUGGUAUGGAGCAUGCCCAACCUUCUGGGAGCCACAUUACUAUAGGAGGUAGGGAAAAACAAAAUACCUCAUCAAAAUGAAAAAAAAAACCCUCACCUGUCCCACCCCUUGUUACAAAUGCGCAUGCAUUGAGGAAGGGAGUCCAAGCCAUUUUUGAGGUUUUGUUUUUUUAAAGCAUGCUGUGGCUCUUCCUUGUUGAUGCAAUUUUCCCCUAAUAGUGAGAGUUGACUGGGUUACCUUCUGAACCAAUAAGUGCUUGGUCUUUGAGGUGCAGUUUAGCCUUUGGGUUUGGCUUAUGAACAUCCUAAAUGUUCUCUAAGUCUACCAGCUUCUCUAAGUCACAAAAGGCUUUACCUGGACAGCAUAUUGAUAGUGACCCUUUUGUCCUUUAUCAUUCAGGGCCAUGCCUAAUAUGUGCUAGGUUUUGUACAAAAGUAACAAAGAACAAGUCAUUGUUUACCAGCUUUGCAGUUGAUGUGUAAGUUAUUGGUGAGAACCUACAGAUCACUAGUUCGGUUCCCAGAAGUGGGUCUGCGUUAUUUCUUGAAAGUCUGAAAGCCUUUCUAAGCAAACUGACAACUUCACCUUGCCAGUAGGAGUAUCGUUUGUUAUAAAGCCACCUGAUGUUAGUGUUCACCCUGCAUGUAGAAAGCUAACCAGUUAGUGAUAAAACACUUCUCUGUGAUGAAUAGGUUUGCCAUGUGCACUGCUCUUAAAACAAGCUGUCCCUCUCAUUGCAGUCUUGGGUUUUGUGGGUCCAUGAAGGGGACUAUACCAUAUGCCCUGGCUGGAUGCUUGAAUCACUUACUCUCCACCCCAUAUCGGUGAAACAUAGAAUUCAUUUACCAUGUGAGAAUGUACUGUAUUUUUAUUCUGCCCAUCCUGUCAAGUCACUCUAUUUUAUCCUCAAAACAGUAUAUUAUCCAGAGAGAUUGUGUCUGUGAGCUUUGUGACUCAGCAAAGAUUUGAAUGAUUGUUGCCCUGUUCCAAAUGCAACACUUCCGUUGGACAAGGAUAAACAAAUACUACCCAUGGAAUAUAAAAGCCAGGUCUGAGAGUUUAGUAUCAUAUUCCAGGGUUGCCAUCUGCUGUGUGACAAAGAAAUGUUACUUGGGAAACAGGUCAGGGGGUGGAGUGUGGGAUGGGAAGACAGUUUUUAGGGAUCACCCAUGGAAGGAUAAAUUAUGAGGGGAGAAAAAUGGAGCUUCUUUUCUUUUCCCCACCUGUAAAAAACUUGACACAAUUUUAGCUAAUGGAAAAAAAAUGAAAACACUUAGCUAUAGUAAAUAAAAAAACAUUAAUUCUUAAGUUGCUUAGCAGGUUUUCAAGUUGUUGCUGCUUUUUUUUUGGUUGAAAAUAAAAAUAAAACGCCACCAAACUGGUGAUUGCAUACAUUAAAGGAAGGUUUCUGUGUGAUUGGAAGGAAUCAUUGCAGCAACUGAGCUUCACCACUGAGGCAGAAGACAUAGCUCUGCUGAGAUGACAGAGUUAAUGCUUUCUCAUGCAUUAUUCUUAAACAAAUUAAGCCCAGACAGAGCCACAGCAGCAAUCUCUUGCCAGCAGGAGCAGAUGCUUGGAGGUGAUGUAACUUGUGUUGCUAACUUCAGCCUCUGUACUGACCUCAGUAGUGACUGCAGACAAAGGAUACAUAUAUUUUGAGGAACGAUUAGAGGCUAUGAUGCGGCGAUCCAUGGAAAGAAGUCAGCAGCUGGAGCAGAAACAGAAGAGAUGGUCGUGGGGAGGAGCACUGGCUGCAGGCUCAGGCGACAGAGAUGCAUGUGACAAACUUUCAGCUUCUACAAUGAAUCUGCCAAAGCAAAUGGAGUCGCCUAUCAAUAAGCGCCUCUCCCACUCCACAGCAACAAUAACAUGUUCCCCUGACAGAGCUCAUCGCAUGCACCUUAGUCCAAUGGAAAACUUUAUUAUUUCUCGACUAUUGACUCCCACACAAGCUUCUUUAGCCAGAAGCAGAAGUACAUUAAUGCUUUCUGAGCAAUACAGUGAUUCAGUAUUCCAUAUCUGUCCUCGUGUAGCGCCAGCUAGCCCUCUUAAAUCUCCUUACAAGCCUUCACCCACUCGAAGUAUGGAGAGAAAGAAGGCAGCAUCUGCGUCAACAUCCGAUGCAAUGAAAGGAGCAACUGCAGUAGAAGUGCCACAGAAUGAGAAGAAAAAGAAAGAGAAGCGGCCCACAACCCCCGGCACACCAUCUGGUUUGGGAUCUCCUCUUAGAAGAUCUGACUCUCCAGCAGCCUUGUCCAAGCGAUCAGGUUCACCUGCAACUCCUAAAACACUUACAAAGACUUACCCACAGUCUCCCAAAACUACUAAACAGUUUCCGGCUUCUCCUGUGAAACACCGUGCCACUUCAAAUAUCAACCAAGAAACGCCUAAGAAAAGGGCAGAAAAGCAUAAAGAUCAGCAAAGGGAGACUGCUGGUCAGAAAAACCAAGGGUCACCUGGUGAAGAGGCUGUAAGCCAACAUCUAGCUGAAAAAUCUCUGCCUUCUGCAGGAAAGACCGAGAGCAGUGAAGGGAAACUUGCAGCAGGGACUACUGAUGCUGAAGAAGCUACAAGGAUUUUAGCAGAGAAGAGGCGCCAAGCUCGUCUCCAGAAAGAACAAGAGGAAAAAGAAAAGCAGGAGAGAGAAGAACGUGAAAGGCUAGAGAGAGAAGAGCUGAAAAGAAAGGAAGAAGAAGAGAGGAUUCGCCUGGAAGAAGAGGCUCGCAAGAGAGAGGAGGAAAGAAGGCGUGAAGAGGAAGAAGCUAGGAGAGCAGCAGAGGAGGAAGCUAGGAGGAGAGCGGAAGAAGAAAUCCUGCUAAGGGAAAAACAAGAAAAGGAAUUGCAAGCUAUGAUUGAGAUGCAGAAAGAAGCAGCAGAAGCGAAGGCCCGGGAGGCGGCUGAGCAUCUGCGUCUGGAAAGGGAACAAAUCAUGCAGCAGAUAGAGCAAGAAAGACUGGAGCGAAAGAAGAGAAUAGAUGAAAUAAUGAAAAGGACAAGAAAAAGUGAAACACCAGAAAUCAAGAAGGAAGAUAUUCAGCUGGAUGUGCCAUCAUCUUUAAAUCUGGACAAACAGCCAAAACCACCUGCUAUCAGUCAAUCAGAAAUGAAUGGACUGACAAGCUGCAAAGAUGAUAAAGGCCUGGGAUGUGCUGUGUCUGACUCUUUCCCUCAUGAUGUAUUUUCUAAUGGACUUAAGCCACUUAUGGGCCUUAUUCAGCUGAACCCAAUGGAUGGGAAAUCAAACAGCAUUGAUGAUUCAACAGAUGAAGUUCAGUCUAUGGAUGUGAGUCCUGCUUCAAAAGAAGAGCUUAUAUCUAUUCCUGAGUUUUCACCAUUGAAUGAAAUUAUGCCUGGUGUUUCUUUGGACCAAAAUGGAUCAAAUAAUGGGAAGGCUCUUCAAGAUCUACUAGAUUUUACUGGCCAGGCCACUUACCCAAAAUUAUCAAGUGAAAGUGUCAGCAUAGAUGAUUGUAAUAAAAACUUGAUUGAUGGAUUUAAUAGUCCAGGACAGGAAACAACUCUCAACACCUUGUGUUGACAAACACACUACUACUUAGCAAUAAGAUGGCGUUAUUUGGGAGAAUAUAGACACUUCCAACGC
Messenger RNA from Zootoca vivipara (common lizard), 3642 nucleotides. It is a transcript of the gene MAP7D2, whose product is annotated as MAP7 domain containing 2. The record is from RefSeq and is a predicted model, not a curated record. Gene Ontology annotation, biological process: microtubule cytoskeleton organization. NCBI's taxonomy places the organism in Eukaryota, Metazoa, Chordata, Lepidosauria, Squamata, Lacertidae. Gene Ontology annotation, cellular component: microtubule cytoskeleton.